Messenger RNA from Daldinia decipiens, 1512 nucleotides. Its product is annotated as putative hexose carrier protein. Gene Ontology annotation, cellular component: membrane. The coding region runs from base 1 to 1512 and encodes 503 amino acids. Gene Ontology annotation, biological process: carbohydrate transport; transmembrane transport. The record is from RefSeq and is a predicted model, not a curated record. Gene Ontology annotation, molecular function: carbohydrate:proton symporter activity. The transcript has 8 exons. Lineage: Eukaryota; Fungi; Ascomycota; Sordariomycetes; Xylariales; Hypoxylaceae.
AUGCUUAAGCGAACAAAAACUAGGACAUGGCUAGGAGCAUUCGUGCCAGAGUCGUCGGCAUGCCUUUCCUUCUUGUUGAUGUUCUGCUCGAUAGCGCAGUCAACUACGGGCGGAUAUGACGGCUCCAUGUUGAACGGAUUGAAUAUUCUGCCCUCGUAUACGGAUUACUUCCAACUAAUUCCGGCGACAACGGGUCUAAAUACGGCUUCUGUAUUCAUUGGCGGCAUUCUCGGCACGCUCGUCUCCGGCAUCAUGGCUGAUAGACUCGGCCGACGUCCAGCCAUGUUUUGGGGGUCCGUCAUCACUCUGAUCGGUACAGCCAUUCAGGCGGCAGCCCAGAACAUUGCCAUGUUCGUCGUCGGACGGAUUAUUCUGGGCUUUGGAAGUUCCAUUUCGGGCGUGUCUUCCGGUGUGUUCCUAUCUGAGACUUUUCCCAGCAGCUUACGUGCCUGGGGGCUCGGGAUGAUGAACGAUUUCUAUUACGUAGGAGCAUUGAUAGCGUCUGGGGUUACUUUAGGGACUGGGCAGUGGCAAUCAACAUGGGCGUGGCGGCUUCCAUCGUUGAUACAGGGUAUUUUUUCGCUUUUUUGCAUUAUCAUACUACCUUUCGUUCCUGAAUCACCGAGGUGGCUUUGCCAUCAAGGAUAUUUUGAGGACGCGCGGAUUUCCGUAGCGCAAACAAACUCCAAUGGUAAUCUGCUAGACCCCGUUGCUAUCGCAGUGUAUAAGGAGAUUCUCGACGCCCUCGAGUGGGAGAAGAAAGAAGGCCGGUCAAUGAGUCCAAAGGAGAUUAUCAAAACCCCUGUCACGAGGAAGCGAUUCCUCAUCGGAAUGUCCGCAGGCCCCUUUUCAUGUGUCGCUGGCAACAUUAUCGCCUCGUACUAUUUAGGUGCUGAGCUUGAGACCGCCGGAAUUACCGAUUCAACAGACCAAUUGAAGGCUAAUGUCGUAUUAAAUGUUUGGUGCCUUCUGUGUGCCUUGGUCGGUACGCACAUGGUGUCUCAGUGGGGCCGAAAGCCCACGGCUCUCAUUUCGGAAGCACUCCUCGUUAUAUGCCUCUUUAUAAUCGGAGGGCUUUCCAAGAUGUAUGCUGAUAAUCCCGCAAGCGCUUCUCAAAGCCUCAUAUAUGGAAACGUUGCGGUGAUGUUCCUAUUCCAGGGAUUUUACUCUGUGGCUUGGACACCAUUGCUUUACCUCUAUCCCCCAGAAGUCUUUUCGGGUGUAAAGGUGUACUUGAAUACUGAUAAUAUUCUUAGAUGUGUCUUCGUAUUCAUUAUGCCCAUCGGCCUGAACAAUAUCGGAUGGAAGAUGUAUAUGAUUAACGGUUCUUGGGAUAUUGUUAUCGCUAUACUUAUUGCGGUAUUCUGGGUCGAAACGAAGGGCAAGACACUGGAAGAAAUAGACGCCCUGUUUGAGGGCGAAAAGCAUUCUUCCGUCCCUGACGUUGAGAUGAUUCGGACUGGACAAGCCAAGCUCGACGCUGACACGAUGGAGCUGCCGAGUCUGUAUUAG